AUGUACUGUCCUGCUGGUGAUCAGGCCGAGGCUGGAAACAGGGCAGCAUCACAUCGCGUCCGUAGUUAUUCGUCCUUUUCCAAUUCACUCGACUGCAACGUGUUGGCCAUAGACUAUCGCGGGUAUGGUGACUCUACUGGCAGUCCAUCAGAGCAAGGUGUGCUUGAGGAUGCAAGGGCAGCUUUCGAUUAUGUGACGAGUUUCACUGGGAUUGAAAACGCAGAGGAGAAAGUGAUACUGGUCGGCCAAAGCCUGGGCACAGGCGUCGUUUCAGGUCUAGGUGGGCUCCUCGCUCGAGAAGGUAUCACGCCUCGAGCACUUGUCUUGAUUGCGCCCUUCUCAUCCGUCACAGAGCUUCUCACCAGUUUUAGGUUUUUCAAAUUCAUUCCAAUGCUGGGACCUUUGAGCUCUAUACCCUGCCUGCAAACCUACUUCCGGUCAUUCCUGCAGCAUCCCUUCAGCUCCCGUGCUGCCCUGCAAGACGUAGCAGCACCGGUAUUACUACUCCACGCUGUCAACGAUGACACCAUUCCUCACACACAUUCAUCUGUACUGUUUGGGUCUCUCAUGGCGCCGUAUGUCACUGGAGGGGACGAUGUCGAAGGGUUCGAAGAAAGACAGUACGAAGGAUGGGGGACAGUGCGAUCUUUUCAGAGAGGGGAGAAAGGCCAAGUCAUAUGGUGGGAAGGGAUACACGGUGGGCACAAUGAUCUUGGAUGGGCUGAGGGCACGUUGGACCUGAUAGCCCGGGUUGCUGGGUUGGAGUGA
Molecule: messenger RNA, 768 nt
Organism: Cryptococcus wingfieldii CBS 7118
Lineage: Eukaryota; Fungi; Basidiomycota; Tremellomycetes; Tremellales; Cryptococcaceae
Exons: 6
Coding region: 1-768 (255 amino acids)
Biological process (GO): monoacylglycerol catabolic process; phosphatidylserine catabolic process
Cellular component (GO): endoplasmic reticulum membrane
Molecular function (GO): phosphatidylcholine lysophospholipase A1 activity; monoacylglycerol lipase activity
Source: RefSeq, a predicted model, not a curated record